AUGAACGUAGCGGCGGACGUGCUGACUGGCUCCGCAAUAGCGGCCGCAGGUACGCAGGUCGCCUGGUUCAUACCGAUGCUGGUGGCGGCGAUAGCUUACUACCAGUACGACCAGACCGACCCAGAGGGCAGGCCUGCGAAUGUAGACAGCACGCGUCUUCUGCCCGAAUACGACUUCGUCAUCGUGGGAGCUGGGUCUGCCGGUGCCGUGGUGGCAAAUAGACUUUCGGAAAUUGGUCAUUGGAAAAUACUCCUCCUGGAAGCUGGUGGAGAUGAGACAGAGAUAUCGGAUGUACCGCUCCUGGCUGGAUAUUUGCAGCUGAGUAAACUGGACUGGAAGUACAAAACUGAACCACAAGGCACUUCUUGUUUGGCAAUGGAAGGCGGGAGGUGCAACUGGCCUCGCGGAAAGGUCCUAGGCGGUAGUUCAGUCCUCAACUACAUGCUAUAUUUACGUGGUAACAGAAAGGACUAUGAUAUCUGGGAGUCGAUGGGAAACAAAGGCUGGGGAUACAAAGACGUUCUGUACUAUUUCAAGAAGUCCGAACACAACCAAAACCCGUAUCUGGCCCAGACCCCUUACCACAGCACCGGCGGCUACCUGACCGUUGCCGAAGCACCGUACCACACUCCGCUUGUGUCCAGUUUCAUCGAGGGCGGCUUAGAGAUGGGAUACGUUAAUCGGGACGUAAACGGCGAGAACCAGACUGGCUUCAUGGUAGCCCAGGGCACCAUUCGCCGAGGCAGCCGAUGCUCGACGGCCAAAGCGUUUCUUCGUCCAGCGAAGGAUCGCAGCAAUUUGCAUAUAGCAAUGCACUCUUUCGUCACAAAGGUGCUAAUAGAUCCGAGAACGAAGAUCGCUUUCGGGGUUGAAUUCGUUCGCGAUAAAAUGGUGCACCGAGUCAGGGCGCGGAAGGAAGUUAUCCUGUCCGCCGGCACGGUGAACUCCGCGCAACUAUUGAUGCUUUCUGGAAUAGGGCCCGCUGAGGAGUUAAAGAAACAUCGAAUACCUUUAAUACAAAACCUGAGAGUCGGGAGGAAUCUUCAGGACCACAUUGGACUCGGCGGGUUGGCCUUUAUGGUGAACAAGAAGAUAUCUAUAGUAGAGCACAGACUGCAUACAGUUAGCACUCUUAUGGAGUACGCGGUUCUCGGCGAAGGGCCGUUAACUAUCAUGGGCGGUGUCGAAGGUUUGGCCUUCGUCAACACAAAGUACGUGAACGCGUCUGACGAUUUUCCGGACAUAGAGUUCCAUUUCAUAUCGGGCUCGACGAACUCCGACGGCGGGGAGCAGCUGCGCAAAGUUCACGGCCUCACCGACGAGUUCUACGACGCCGUUUUUCGUCCGAUAAACAACAUGGACGUGUGGAGCAUAAUACCGAUGCUGCUCAGGCCGAAGAGUAAGGGAUUCAUACAGCUUCGGAGCGCGAGCCCUUACGAUUACCCAUACAUAUACCCGAACUAUCUGUCCGACGAGAGGGACGUUAAGACGUUAGUGGAAGGCGUCAAGAUUGCCGUUGCCCUAUCCAGGACCAAAGCAUUCCAGCGUCACGGCUCCGUCCUCAACCAGCACGUGUUCCCUGCGUGCUCGAAUAUACAACGUUACACCGAUGCCUUCUGGGAGUGUAUGAUAAGGCAGUACACUUGCACGAUUUACCAUCCGGUGGGCACCGCGAAGAUGGGCCCUUACUGGGACCCCGAGGCCGUUGUGGAUCACGAGUUGAGGGUGUACGGAGUAAAAGGUCUACGCGUUAUAGAUGGUAGCAUCAUGCCUAAUUUAGUUAGCGGCAACACCAACGCUCCGAUCAUCAUGAUCGGGGAGAAAGGUAGCGAUAUGAUUAAGGAGUUUUGGCUGCGCCGAAGAAUGUCCAGAUAUUACGCG
Molecule: messenger RNA, 1881 nt
Organism: Iphiclides podalirius (scarce swallowtail)
Lineage: Eukaryota; Metazoa; Arthropoda; Insecta; Lepidoptera; Papilionidae
Source: the annotation of a GenBank genome assembly